Meloidogyne enterolobii is the source of this 291-nucleotide messenger RNA. The record is from the annotation of a GenBank genome assembly. Lineage: Eukaryota; Metazoa; Nematoda; Chromadorea; Rhabditida; Meloidogynidae.
AUGGCAAGUUCUGGCUCAGUUGGAUCUCCGUCAGGUGGCAAAGUUACAUUCAAAAUAACGCUAACAAGCGAUCCUAAACUUCCAUAUAAAGUGAUGAGCGUUCCGGAGAAUGCGCCUUUCACAGCUGUCCUGCGAUUUGCAGCAGAAGAAUUUAAAGUUGAUCAUAAUACUAGUGCUAUAAUUACGGAUGAUGGCAUUGGCGUGAACCCAGCCUCAGAAAUAUUUAUGAAAUAUGGUGCUGAACUGCGACUUAUUCCAAGAGACAGAGUUGGAAAUGCUGAUGAUCAGUAA